This is a messenger RNA of Chiloscyllium plagiosum (whitespotted bambooshark), 1870 nucleotides long. It is a transcript of the gene arpc4, whose product is annotated as actin related protein 2/3 complex, subunit 4. Gene Ontology annotation, cellular component: actin cytoskeleton; Arp2/3 protein complex. Gene Ontology annotation, molecular function: actin filament binding. Gene Ontology annotation, biological process: Arp2/3 complex-mediated actin nucleation; actin filament polymerization. Lineage: Eukaryota; Metazoa; Chordata; Chondrichthyes; Orectolobiformes; Hemiscylliidae. The record is from RefSeq and is a predicted model, not a curated record.
UUCGCAGUGUAGUCAUCCUGCAGCGGGUUGGGGAGGGGUGAGCAGAGGCACGGCUGCGCACGCGCCGAGAACGUUUCCGCCUUCCGGGGAGACGAUGGCAACACUCCGUCCGUACCUGAAUGCAGUCCGUGCCACACUUCAAGCUGCACUCUGCUUGGAAAACUUCUCAUCACAAGUUGUGGAGCGCCAUAAUAAACCUGAAGUGGAAGUGAGGAGCAGUAAAGAGCUGCUGUUGCAGCCCUUGAUCAUCAGCAGGAAUGAGAAGGAGAAAGUCCUCAUUGAGGGCUCAAUAAAUUCUGUACGAGUCAGCAUUGCAAUCAAACAGGCAGAUGAGAUUGAAAAGAUCCUUUGUCAUAAGUUCAUGAGAUUUAUGAUGAUGAGAGCAGAGAAUUUCUUCAUUCUCCGGAGGAAAGCUGUUGAGGGCUAUGACAUCAGUUUCCUGAUCACCAACUUCCAUACUGAACAAAUGUACAAACAUAAACUGGUUGACUUUGUCAUUCAUUUCAUGGAGGAGAUUGACAAGGAAGUCAGCGAAAUGAAACUGUCAUUAAAUGCCAGAGCUCGCAUUGUUGCAGAAGAGUUCCUCAAAAAUUUCUGAUACUGGGUCAUUUGCUGUCAUCUAACAAGACCAAGGUUACGCAAAACCGUGUGAAACUGCACUGCUGGAAGGAAGCUUGGGGUGGGGGUGGGUGUAAUCAUCUGCUGAAAGGGGACACAUACAAUAAACUGACCAGCCUGCUGGUAAAGGUUUGUACAUAACUCAACCAGACUGCUGGCUUUAGUAUUAUUGGAUCAUUUUUCAACUGAUACUGUAUUUACACAGCAAUUCCUGCUGUCAUUGGGCCUUUCAUAAAUUGAAGGGACUAAGUUAAUGCAUUUGUAUUUUGAAAAAUAAAACAAAAUUUCAUUCGUAGUUUGUGUCAAAGCCUCUCUGACUUUACUCCUUAAUCCACAUCUUUAAAAUGACGGUACACUUAUAGGUUUAAGGCAGUAAAUAGAUGCAAUAAACCCUGUCAAUGACCAUCCAGAAUCCCUUUUAAUACUGGAAAGCGUGAAACAAAAAGCAAAAUAUUGCAGAUGCUGGAAAUCUGAAGUAGCGAGUGCUGGAAACACUCAGCCAGUCAGGCAGUAUCUGUAGGAAGAGAAAUGAGAUUAACCGAUCUGGAUAAUGACAAAACUAACAACUGAUCAGACCUAAAACAUUUACCUUACCUUCUCCACGUAGAUUGACCAGCCAAGUGUUUCCAGUGUUUUUCUGGACUCUACUGGUGCUUGCUAUCUGUCCCUAAUUAUUCUCUAGUUUAAAACAAUAGUGCUGAAAUAAUUCAUUUGUAUGCUUCCAUUGUAUGUCAAUUAGGCAGGAAAGUCCACAUUCUUAGUCUUGCAUUCUGUUUUUAUUCCAUUAAUUGUAUACUAAUGUUUUUAAUUGAACUAAAAUUAUUGUAACUUUGGGAUCACAUUAUGGAUUUUGUUAUAACAUAAAUGGAUAGAGGUUUUGUUGCUUCUGUGACUUUUUAUUGCAGCAGUUGAUGGACAGUCACUGGCACAGGUUUCAUUGUAAUUGUGAAAAGGCAUUUCAAACUUAUAUUGAUCCAGGACUGAACUCUGGCAUUGAAUGGUCACAUUGCCAUCUGUACUACUGCUCUUUACAUUGGUCAACAGGGUGCUUUUAAAAAUACAAAUGUACUAGGGCAGCACAUUUAAGUAGGUUGGAGGCUAUCCCGUAUACUUGGUAAGUUCCCUGUUUCAACUGAGUUGUUUAAAAAAUUGAAUGGGAAUAAUUAAACCUACAUAUGUUAAUCUUAUUGCUGUAAUGCCACUAAUAUGUAAUGCCUUAUGCUUUUCAAUAUUAAAAACUUUUUGCAUUUCA